Dermacentor andersoni is the source of this 429-nucleotide messenger RNA. RefSeq lists its product as uncharacterized. The record is from RefSeq and is a predicted model, not a curated record. NCBI's taxonomy places the organism in Eukaryota, Metazoa, Arthropoda, Arachnida, Ixodida, Ixodidae.
AUGAUUCCGUGCAGCAGCAUCCUGCCGGCUCCACCGAGGACGUCAGAACCCCGGCAGACGGCAUCCAGCAUGUUGCCCCGCUGUCAAGCUUCCGACGUUUGGGCCGACUCGCCCGAGCUAUGGUUCGCCCAAGUCGAGGCCCAGUUCGCCCUCGCGCACAUCACACAAGACCGGACCCGCUACAAUUGUGUCGUCGCCCACCUCGAUGCCCGCUACGCCAACGAGGUCCGGGGUAUCCUUGCCAAACCGCCAACAGCCAACAUUUACGAACACCUCAAGACUGAACUCAUCCGCCGCCUGCCACUCUCGGAAAACCAGAAGGUGCAACAACUUCAGUCCGCAGAACUUGCCGAGCGUAAUCCUUUGCAGCUCAUCCACCACAUGCGUGCUCUCGCGGGCAACGUGGAAGUCCAGGAUUCCUUCCUGUGA